AUGAUCACCAUUACCGACUCAAAGCGACCGAAGCAGAGUGAUGCUGACGCCCUACUGCCAGAAUCGUCAAACUCUACGCGGACUCCGUGCAUCAGCUUUACGGGGAAGCCGCCAUUAAAUGUCCUUACUGAGGCCUUCUUGCCGCCAGAACUCACGAGCGUCCUUGAUAUCCACCAGAAGGGUUUAGUGAAAAUACCCUUGCCUCAGGACUGUCUCCCGUUUGUUGGUGGCAGAGCGACUUCCUGCUCUCCAAGAAACAGGAACACCGAGGCUCAGAAUUGUGCAUAUUGUCUGGCGAAUGUUGCACAUCCUCGGUUGGGGAGGGGUGAAUCUUACGUCUGCGGUUAUAAGCCCUAUCGAUGCGAGAUCUGCAACUACUCCACCGUCACAAAGGGCAACCUUGCAAUCCACGAGCAGUCGGACAAGCAUUUGAAUAAUGUUCAGGUAAGGCAACGCGGUCCAAUGUCGAAAGACUGCUAUCGAGCCGUUGAUGACCAAUCCGCGCUUACUGUCCACGGCAACAUGUCAUAUGGGAUUAUCGUAUCCUUUUGUCACAACGUCUUUGUUCCUAAAGAGACACUUUUUGCUCCCUCAGCGGAUUAUGACCAUCAACAGAGUUUGCAGUACCUGAAGUCUCUCGAAGAAUCUACGACAGGAGUACUGACUAAGUUCAAGAACGGCAAGAUCGCCGGUGCCACCGGUCUUUCCCUGGAAAAAGAAUCAAAGAGUCCAUAUAUAACCAACCAAAAGAUGCCAGGAGACCCAGACGUUCAGGGAUCCACCAACUCAGACCUAGAUCUCUACGCCGCCUUCAACAGUGGACCCAGAUUUCUGCCCCCAGUUAUUAAUUCUUUUAAACAACAAAAUGGUCUUCAAAACAACGGAAGACAUGUCACAAAACACUCCUCCCAACUCCUCGCUGCCACAGUACCCACGAAGAACGCGCCAACAAUACAGGGUGAAAGCUUCCUCGGUCUGCCAGGCGACUCUGACCUCCUGCAUCUACCCGAGACGAUGGGCCAGCCUCUGGUAUGCCUAAUCUGCUCGUCCUUCUGCACCGACAACCCCGAGGCGUUGAUAGAACACGCCGAACGUAGUCGCAUCCCGCUUGAUUUGGAGGCCACCAACCGGCAAGUUACGACGCACGCGGAUGGCAUGUGGCACUGCAGGGUAUGCACUUAUCGCAGUGCCCUGAAGGCCAACUUCCAGCUGCAUUGCAAAACCGAAAAGCAUGCGCAACGUCUCAGUCUUCUAGUGCACAUUUGGGAGGGGCUGUCAACAGCCAACAGCAGCCAAGAUGAGCCUGCUAGCGGGUUAUGUGGUCAGCAGCUUCGAUGUCUGGCUUGCGGCUUCUUCUCGGGUUCAGUGCACAAAUUUCGUGUUCACUGUCAGAUGCUGAGCCAUGUGCGCUUUGCCCGCCUCUUCAGUUACAUUACGCACAAGAGAGACGAGCUGAGAGCCGCCCUUGUCGCCUUUACGCAAGUCUAUGUAGAUCACCUGAAGACGAUGGUUCCGAGUCUGUCAGUUGGGCAGACGGCUGCCGCGGAUAAUGCGUCAAAACAGAAUGCAGUCAGCGUGGUCAACUCCACAGCCGCCACCGCUGCCGUGCAGAAUCUUCUUAAGAUGGUGGCUGAAGUCAAGAUCGUCUACGACUGCCGGUCCUGUCUUCAUGCAGCACCAACUGAAGCAGCAGCAGAAAACUUUUCCUGGUUCAGCGUAGCUGAGGUUCUGCGACACUGUCACUCAGAGGAACACCAGGUCAGCUAA
Molecule: messenger RNA, 1767 nt
Organism: Dibothriocephalus latus
Lineage: Eukaryota; Metazoa; Platyhelminthes; Cestoda; Diphyllobothriidea; Diphyllobothriidae
Source: the annotation of a GenBank genome assembly